AUGAGUAAUAAAAAAUGGGGAAAAAAUCUUCUGUAUGAUGAUUAUGAGGACGAUUUAGUCGACUACGAUAAUUACGAUGAGGAACAUUAUACAGAGUUUGAUACCCAAGGACUAACGGAAAGUCUAAAAACAAAGGAAAAAUAUAAUGCAAAAGGAAACACAACUCGGAAGAAGCCAAACCAAGUGAAAAAACCCAACAAAGAGAAGAAUCCAAACCAAGUGAAGGAACCCAACAAAGAGAAGAAAUCAAACCAAGUGAAGGAACCCAACAAAGAGAAGAAAUCAAACCAAGAUGAGACACCUUCGAAUGUCUUCCAUGAUGACAAUCAUGGAGACAACAAAGGAAAUAGAUGCAUCAUGCUGAGCACACUGAAUAUACUCGUUCUAGGACAUAUCGAUGCGGGGAAAUCCACUCUUAUAGGAGCACUUCUAUACAACUUAAGCUACGUAAGCGAACAGACAGUGAAAAAAUAUGAACACAUCAGGGAAAGUUCCAAGUAUACCUUCAUCUUAGAUGAAGAUGACGACGAAAGGGAGAGGAACAUAACUCUUUUUAACAAAAAAAAAGAAUUCUACAUAUAUUACACAAAAACUGAGUUAGAAGAAGCAUAUAAUCGUGUGGUACGAAAUCCUAGGAAAAACAAGAAAAGAGAGACCACAUCCAGUAAUUACCUUAAAGAGGAUAUAAAGAGCUCUGUCGAAAGAGAUGGAAAUAACGUAGAUAAUGUUGUUCAUAUAGAUAGAACCAUAUUUACCGAUUUUUAUAAAAGAAAUAUAAUUCACAACGAUGUGUUAUUUUUAAGGAAAGUAAACAUUUUUGACACUCCGGGACAUGAUGAACUGGUUACUAAUUUGCACACAUGGAGCUUCUUUGCUGACUCUGCAAUUUUAGUAGUAGAUGCAAAUAAUAUUUACAGGAAAAAAAAUGAUGAGACUUAUCGAAACGUUUCUAUUUUAAAAUCAGUAGGAAUUUCUAACGUUAUUGUAGUGGUAAACAAAUUAGAUCUCUUUGAUUAUGACGUAAAUGUUUUUGAAGAUAUAUGCAAUACAAUAAGGUCUUUUUUUCAAUGUCCAAAAAAUAACAGUAUUUACGAUUUCCUUCUUAGUAAUAACUUCUAUGUGCGUGUAUCAACUGCACAAACUUGUGGUUUACCUACUGAAACAGAAAGACAUACAUUAUUUCAACAAAAUUUAACAUUUAUACCUCUUUCUGCAUACAAAAAUAUAAACAUUGUUAAAUUCGAAAAAUACAAAAAGAGUCUAUUAAAUCGUACCUUUUGUCUAUACGAUGAAAUUAAAUACAUGAAUUUAAGAAAAGAUUUAUUUCAAUUAAAAGUGUGUGCAGAGAUUCUGAAUGAUAAGAAAACUGCUCUCACAGGUUACUACAAUUUUGUUAAUAAUAAUAACCUGUUUGCAAAUAAUAUAUUUUGGAAUUUUUACCAAGAUGACAAGGGAGACAUAACAAAUUCAAUGAAAAAGUCAUCAAAUGAUGAAGACACAUUUGUAGGGGUUAUUCAAGAUUUGACAGAAUCAAAUAAUAUGAUCAAUGCAAGUGUUAAAGUGUUGUAUGGAUUUUUAAAAAGUAAAUGUAACUAUGUCUUAUUACCAAUUCGGGAAAAAAUUACCGUGAAAAAAAUUGAAAAAAGUGACGAAUUGUGUAAAUAUGUGAAUAUAGGUGAUCUGUGUGAAUUUUUAGCCACUACAAAAUGUGUUCCUUUGAUAAAAAAAAUGUUAGAACAAGACCCCCGUUCAUCCACCUUAUGGAAUAAUAACGGAGAAGAAGAAGAAGAAAAAAAAAAAAAGAAAAAAAAAGGGGAUCAUACAGAUGAGUCUAGCGGUAGUGAUAGUUGUUGCAAUGCCUACAAAGAUCAAGGUGUAUUCGAACCCUUUCUAAAUGUUUUACCCAAUCUCCUAACAUCAUGUUGUAUCACCAAAAAUGCACAUAUAACAAACGAUAUUGUAGAAAACGUUUUUUUUAAAAUUGAUGAUAACAAAAUAAAGAACGGAUCUGUUUUUGUGAACAACACAGUGUCAAUUAAUUCUGAAGAAAGGUCCCCUUCCUAUGUGACAAAAAAUAUCACCUUUGCAUGUAACAAAAUGAAAGUGUUAAUAAAAAUGAACCAAGUAAAAAUUCCACUAAUCAUAGGACGACAGUAUCUUUUAUAUUCCCUGAAUUUUUCACACAGUAUAACCAUACAAAAUAUUUACUAUGUUUAUGAAAAUAAAAAAAAUUCCCUAAUUUAUGAUGCAUUACAACCUGAAAACAAAUUAAACGUUAAAUGUAACAAAAAUGAUUUAGCACAAAUUAGUAAUUUAAAAAAUUAUGUCAAAAAUCAAAAUGUGCUUUACGAAAAAAUGGAUAAGAAAAAAUGUUUACGCAGCCAUGACAUUGGCCUUAUUGAGAUCCACGUCAAUGACAAUUCUUUCAUGUGCAUCCAGCAUUUCAGGGAUGACAUAAACUAUUACAUUUCUCAAGAUAACCCCUUUUUUAGUGCCUACGAUCUCCUUUCAUGCAGCAUUUCUCCCCUGUCUCGUCUUAUUCUCUCUGAGGAAAAUAAAAUUGUUGCCAGUGGUUUGGUUAUAAGUGAAGCAUGA
Plasmodium gonderi is the source of this 2595-nucleotide messenger RNA. RefSeq names its product elongation factor Tu. Gene Ontology annotation, biological process: translation. The record is from RefSeq and is a predicted model, not a curated record. NCBI's taxonomy places the organism in Eukaryota, Apicomplexa, Aconoidasida, Haemosporida, Plasmodiidae. The transcript has a single exon. Bases 1 to 2595 code for a protein of 864 amino acids. Gene Ontology annotation, molecular function: GTPase activity; GTP binding.